Molecule: messenger RNA, 724 nt
Organism: Phascolarctos cinereus (koala)
Lineage: Eukaryota; Metazoa; Chordata; Mammalia; Diprotodontia; Phascolarctidae
Product: histone H2A type 1-D
Cellular component (GO): nucleosome
Molecular function (GO): protein heterodimerization activity; DNA binding; structural constituent of chromatin
Source: RefSeq, a predicted model, not a curated record
AGCUCUACUUUUCAAUUGGUUUGUUCAUCAAAAGAUGUUUGCGACCAAUCAGACCGCGUCGUUUACUCUACUUCCUGAAGGUAUAAUAACUUGCUGCGCCAUGGUUAGUACAUCUCUUUCGAAGCGAAAAAACUGGUGUCUGAGACCUCAACUUCUUUAGCAGCUGUACGUUUUAGGCAGACUAUUCAGCGAUUAUGUCGGGCCGUGGAAAGCAGGGAGGCAAGGCUCGCGCCAAGGCUAAGACUCGAUCCUCCCGGGCCGGGCUCCAGUUCCCGGUUGGCAGAGUGCAUCGUCUGCUUCGGAAAGGGAAUUAUUCUGAGCGGGUGGGAGCUGGAGCGCCGGUGUAUUUGGCUGCCGUGUUGGAAUAUCUCACUGCUGAAAUCUUGGAGUUAGCUGGCAAUGCUGCCCGUGACAACAAGAAGACGCGUAUCAUUCCGCGUCAUCUUCAGUUGGCUAUCCGCAAUGAUGAAGAGCUCAACAAACUGCUGGGCAAAGUCACCAUCGCCCAGGGCGGAGUGCUGCCCAAUAUCCAGGCCGUGCUGCUGCCUAAGAAGACCGAGAGUCACCACAAAGCCAAGGAAAUUUUAGACUUUGCAGGGUUGCACAAUCCCUGAAGCCCACCUACUCAGCCCCAUUGGAAGAAGGCUUUCAAAAGACGUGUGACCAAAGCUCAAGUACAGCCACAAGGAGCUACUCCAUCUACGUGUACAGUGUAUAAGAUGCU